Peronospora belbahrii is the source of this 1038-nucleotide messenger RNA. The record is from the annotation of a GenBank genome assembly. Lineage: Eukaryota; Oomycota; Peronosporomycetes; Peronosporales; Peronosporaceae.
AUGUGGAGUCGCAUUGUGGCGCGUACGGCACGUCGUAGCAGCAGCGCUCUGUCGACCGGGUGUAUUGCAUCCAAGCAGCGUGCAUCUCAUGUCUUACCGCUUGGUAGUCUCUCAAUACGCUUUGGAUCAUCGGAAUCAACAACGCCGUCUCGGUUCUUAAGUUUGGUGGAUGAGGAGAAAACUAAACAGGACGCAGAAGGAGAAGAAAGAGACGAAAGCGCUGGAGAUGAGGACGGUAAAGAGGACACAGAAGGGAAUGAUGGAGAUAUUGAAGUGGACGUGAUUCCAGAUGUUAAUAAGGGUGGUGUUAUGGAAAAUGACGAGCUGGACGAGCACGUGAUGGAGCUGUUCAUGGAGAAUCCACUGCGAUGGACACCGACUGUCCUAGCGCGUAAGUUUCACCUUUCUAAGCCUCGUGUAGAGGCUAUUAUUUGGUUGAAGCGUAUGGAGGCUGAUCUUACGCCCGAGGAGUUUCGUGACAAGGUACAGGAAGCUAAGGAAAGGGCUCGCAAGGAGAAUGAAGCGCACGCCAAAAAACUAGCAGAAGCUGAAGCUUCAGGAAACGAGAAGGAGGCUGCACGCUUGAAAAAGCGCGAACGACAGGAGGAGGAGGCUACGGAACCGGACGAGGAACUAGAUGCCCGCGAGGAGGCGACGCUUAUGGGCGUUGACGAUGAGCCAUUUAGGAACCCCGAAUUCUUCUUCCUCAACGACGAAUUUGAGGGAUAUCCGCCUCUUGUACGACGCAUGGGUAAGCAUGGACACACGGAUCAGCUGUAUCCCGAAGAGGCGCUGGAGCUUCAGCGACUGGCGGGGAACAACAAGAUUGAAUUGAUGAAGAGCUUUGCUGACCCCAAGAACAACCAGUCAAAGGCUAGGUUUUGUCUGGCUGUAAAAGAUAUAUCCACAAAGAAGAAACACUUGCUAGUGCGUGACCGGAGCCGCACGCUGCGUUUGGCUACGAACGAGGAAGUGCUGCCCCGCACAUGGGUCCGCAGACCACCUCAUUUCCGCGGACUGGACAAAGAGCUUGCUUGA